UUUCUUUUUUGCCGCUGAAACCAUGAAACCCACCGGCGCUCUUUCUUCACUUCGCUCUCUUCUUUCGGACGCCCUUUUCUCUCCAAUGCUUCACUCUUCCAAACUCGGAACAUCUGCUAGCCAUUUUCUCAUCAACCAAACACUCCUCAUGCCACUUUUCUAGCUCUCUUCUCAACUAGUCUCAACCCAUGUCAACAUUUAGCAACUUUGCUCUGCAUGAACUCACCCGCACCACCCCAUUGCUGGGUUUACAACUCUACAUCGUUGUUUUCGUUUUCCUCUUCAUCUUCGUCGUUCUGGUGCUUCUGAUCUUCCUCUGCAUUCGCCGGAAUCGAAGGUCCACCAAUCCUAGUACUCGAGCCAGCCAGAGCUCCGGCGUAAUUCCGUUGGUCUCCAAGGAGAUCGUGGAGAUCGAAGCCUUGGAUCUUCUUGGUAUUGAAGAGAAAAAGCUUAAGGUUGAAGGUCAUGAUCUGAGGAAGGAGGCGGAAGCCGAGGAGAUCAAUGUUGGAUUUAGUAGAGGAAAAAAGGGCAGCGAUGAGAGCGAUAACGUGGACGGUCUGAAGAUGGGGUGGGGCCGUUGGUACAGCUUGGCGGAGCUUAAGCUUGCGACACGUGGAUUCGCCGACGAGAAUGUGAUCGGAGAAGGAGGUUAUGGAAUUGUGUACAGAGGAAUUCUUCAGGAUGGCUCUGUAGUUGCUGUGAAGAAGCUUCUAAACAACAAGGGUCAAGCUGAGAAGGAGUUUAAGGUGGAGGUUGAGGCUAUUGGAAGAGUAAAGCAUAAAAAUUUGGUGGGUUUAAUAGGAUAUUGUGCCGAAGGUGCUCAAAGGAUUCUCGUUUAUGAAUACGUUGAGAAUGGAAACUUGGAGCAGUGGUUGCACGGUGAGGUAGGGCCUGCUAGCCCCUUAACAUGGGAUAUACGUAUGAGGAUCGCCAUAGGAACAGCAAAAGGGCUAGCCUAUUUGCAUGAAGGGUUAGAACCUAAAGUUGUGCACCGAGAUGUGAAAUCCAGUAACAUUCUUCUGGACAAAAGAUGGAAUGCCAAGGUAUCAGACUUUGGACUGGCCAAACUCCUAGGAUCUGAGAAAAGCUAUGUGUCUACACGCGUGAUGGGGACAUUCGGAUAUGUUUCACCUGAGUAUGCUAGCACAGGUAUGCUUAAUGAAGGUAAUGAUGUGUAUAGUUUUGGAGUUCUGCUGAUGGAAAUAAUCACCGGAAGAAGUCCCAUUGAUUAUUCUAGAUCGCCGGCAGAGAUGAACUUGGUCGACUGGUUCAAGGGAAUGGUGGCAAGCCGUCGUGGUGAUGAGCUAGUAGAUCCUUCAAUCGAGAUUAAACCCUCUCCGAGAUCACUAAAGCGAGCUUUGCUGGUUUGUCUGCGCUGCAUAGAUAUGGACGUCUGUAAGCGGCCAAAGAUGAGUCAAAUUGUUCAUAUGCUAGAGGCAGAUGAUUUCCCCUUUCGUUCCGAACUUCGGACAGCUAGAGGGAAAGAUCCUGUGGCUUCUCCUACAGCUAUUUGCAGCAAACUUUCAUAUCCACCAAAGCAUGUGGAGUCAGUUGAGAGAACAAGAUGGCGAUGAUUGCUUGUAACGUAGCUGAUAUGGAGAUUCUGAACAUCUAAAUUUCAUAGCCUGCUUUAGAACUCUAAACACCAAUAUUUUAUGUCUGUCACUGUAUGAUGAUCAUGUGAAGACUUACUAGUCUUGUACAAAUGUACCUCCCAUGCCAUAUAACUUGGAUUCCCUGGAACGAUUUUAGAUAAAUUGAUGAGAGAGAUAACCAUAUAACGGUGGGCCUCAUUUUUUUCAAACUUGGGUUCUUCUGUGUUUAUCUCUUCCAUUACUUUAUUUGAAAACUACUGAGGGAUCCAAUUACAAUAUAUAUCCGUUUGCAUUUCUAGAAGUUACAGACAUAACUCCUUGUUGUAUUGCAUUGGUUAAUUGAUGAAGAUAGUGUUAAGUAUCUCGUUUAAUUAUAUUGGACACCAACGUCGUUCAUUUU
Prosopis cineraria is the source of this 1995-nucleotide messenger RNA. Its product is annotated as probable receptor-like serine/threonine-protein kinase At4g34500. The coding region runs from base 189 to 1574 and encodes 461 amino acids. The record is from RefSeq and is a predicted model, not a curated record. The transcript is spliced from 7 exons. Gene Ontology annotation, molecular function: protein kinase activity; ATP binding. NCBI's taxonomy places the organism in Eukaryota, Viridiplantae, Streptophyta, Magnoliopsida, Fabales, Fabaceae. Gene Ontology annotation, biological process: protein phosphorylation.